AUGGCUCAAGAAUUAGAUCCCGAUGCGUUCACUACGCCUUGGAACAUCACAGAAACUCUUCAUCGAGAUCCUUACUGGGCUAUCGAUCCUAAAAACCCAGCGAAUCUUCAAACUGGUAAGAUUAUUAUCAUCACAGGAGCUAGUUCUGGUAUUGGAGCUGCAGCAGUAAAAGUAUGGGCCGAAGCCCACGCAUCGGGUAUCGUGCUCGCAGCUCGUGGACUCCCAGCAAUGAAUUCCCUCAUUGAGGAACUUCAACCACUUAGUCCUCAAACCAAAUUUCUGGCUGUGAAAGUCGAUAUUGCAAAUGAAGAUGAUGUGAAAAAUCUUUACACAACUGUCCAAAAGGAAUUUGGAAGACAUGCAGAUGUAUUGAUGAACAAUGCCGGAUUUUUGGAAUCUGAACAGCUCAUUGGAGAGACGGAGCCAAGCAGAUGGUGGAAAAUACUCGAUAUCAAUCUCAAAGGUCUCUAUCAGAUGACGCACCACUACAUAGCGUCGCAGCCUACGCCCAAAACUCCCACGGGCACAAUAAUCAACGUUAGCUCUCUAACAGCUGGUCUCACCAUUUCCAGCGGCACCUCCGCAUACAGUAUCUCUAAACUGUGUGACCAGCGCUUUUCCGAGUUCCUCGCCUCCGAAAAUCCCUCUCUCCGCGUCUUUACCACUAUGCCUGGAGUCGCGGCUACCAAGAUGGUGCCGGAUUUUUUGAAGGCUUGUGCGCUGGAUCAUGUGGAGUUGACGGGUAUGUUGGCCCUUUAUUUGGUGCAGGAGAGGGCGGAUUUUUUGAGGGGCUCCAUGGUCGGUGUUAAUUGGGAUGUGGAGGAGCUAGAGGAGUACAAGAAGGAGAUUGUGGAGAAGAAGUUGUUGCAGACUACUUGGAUGCCGGUGUACCCUGUUGGUGGUAUGAAGAAAUUGGCUGAGUUUAGGGAGUAG
This is a messenger RNA of Sclerotinia sclerotiorum 1980 UF-70, 933 nucleotides long. RefSeq lists its product as hypothetical. The record is from RefSeq and is a predicted model, not a curated record. Gene Ontology annotation, molecular function: oxidoreductase activity, acting on the CH-OH group of donors, NAD or NADP as acceptor. Bases 1 to 933 code for a protein of 310 amino acids. Lineage: Eukaryota; Fungi; Ascomycota; Leotiomycetes; Helotiales; Sclerotiniaceae. The transcript is spliced from 3 exons.